CGUGAAUGAAUUCUUUUAAGUGACAUCAAACAAUGGGCAGUUUAAGUUAUCGCGAAGUUAUACCGGUGAAUGCCUUUAACGAAGAAUGGCAUGAAAUAAAAUUAAAUACCGGGGGAACUCACAGUACGUUGCAAGAUAUAAAAGUGGCUGAAAAGGCUGGUGGUUAUUGUUACAAAAAUGUUAAAGUAAAUCAUAACAGAAAUCGCUUCAUUUAUUGGCGCUCGUAUCAGGAUGUUUUGGAACUGUCUGAAAUAAGUUUAGACUUUAAUUUAUAUCAAAAUAAUCUACGUUACAAAUUCACUGAUUCGCCUGUGUUAUGCGUAACUAUAACUGAGCAACCUAAACACAUAGUAUUAUUGGUUAGCUCAGUAGCAAGUUUGCAUCACAUUGUUUUCCCACACCCCGAUACUUUGGCAGAGGGAAAUAAUGGAGCUUGUGCUGCAGUCGAAUCAAAUGAUGAAGAAUCAUUUUCAAUAUUCAAAGAAAGUAAUGCAGCAGCGGCCCGAGAUCCGAGUAGUUUUUAUGUAAUUGAUACACAACCAGCUGGCUCAGAUAAUGCAGUGCCGCAUGCUGCAGCCGCAUUUCUAGCACAAAAUGGCAAUGAAGCUUAUUUUGCGUUGGCCUGUCAGUCUCAGUUGGCGUUGUAUACCAUGAACUGUGCUACCGGUCACACAGUGAGACAUUUAUUAAAAGAUCAUUAUAACGUCCCACGUCUAUUUUCGAAUUUAAAGGAAGCUUUGACUGGAAGACAUGACGUAUCCGAUGCCGAAUGCGCAACUUCUGUAGCCUUUUCGUCCAUCAAUCAAAGAAUUUAUUUAUUAGCCUUGUAUCGGAAUGACUAUUUACGCGCUUGGUCGGUUAUCAAUCAACAAAGCCAAUGUAUGAUAAAUUGUGUAAGAAAAGAUAGUGAACAACGCAUGCAGGGGCCACAAAGCAAUGUUUUGCGUAAAAUAAAUGAUUAUAGUUUUUGCGUGUUUUUGUCGCAUUCUUCUGGUUCGGAAUUUGUGUGCAUUGAUUUAUGUCUGGACAGUAAGAAUAAUUCUGCUUUAAAUUUAAUAAAACGUAAAGUGAUUGAUGCACCCCCCAAAUUGGAUUUGGCCGAUUUUGAUGUUAGCGAAACACAUAUAUGGGCAUUAUGGAGUAAUGCCGAAGGAGAAUUCAACAUUUCCAGCUAUUCGCUAUUACACGGCAGUAGUAUGAAUUGGAUUUCUGCGGCUAUGGAAGCACCACCAGAUCGUUAUUGCCUUGGUAUUGAGCAUGGCAUGGAUCCCCGCGAAGCUUAUUGUUUUUACAUCUUUCAUCCGGGUAAAUUUGAAAAGAGCGUGAUUGCGAAAGCAUUGUUCAUGUUUCGACGGUCUAGUGUGCGAUUUGAAGGAAAACAUUGCACGAUGAAUUUGCUCAAAAAACACGUCUGCCAGGCUGUAGAAGAUGAAUUACAAAAUGAAGUCAAAGAUAUCGAUGCAACCGAUGAUGAUUAUCUAGAGGCAUCUACACGCCUAUGGGAACGUUUUUACUCCUGUUGUGAGCAAUAUCACGUUAAAACUUCUCAUCCCAGUGGUUUAUUUAUACUAGCGCCCUUGGAUGGUAUUUGCAUUAUAAAGAAAAAUUCGUUUUCGCUUCUUAGACCUUGCGAUACUCUGGAGCAUUUAAUGCUGGCCGGCGAUCAUGUGGAAGCAAAUGCUGUAAUAUAUCAACAUUUUGCAGAAAAUGAAAUCUUGGGCAAUGAUUUGCUAGCUUUGGUUAAUUUGCUGACCCAAAUAGAAAAGUGGCUGCCGGAAGAUGUUAAAAUCGACUUUGAUCGUAAGCUCUAUCAACUUGAAAUGUCGAAUGUAUUGAUAGAAAAAUUUGUCGAAGAGUUCCUGGCGGGCGAUACAGAUAAGGGUUUACUGUCCAACAACUUUUUGGUUGUAAUACGUCAGAAAUUGGUAUCGAUUAGUGAUAUACGUAACGCAAUUUCGUUAUUGUUCGAUACUUUACGUAUGGAUAACGGAAAUCCCGAGUUUAUGCAAACGCACGAUCAUCUGGCACGUUCAAAACGUGUGCUAACCUCAUUAGGAGCGUUAUUUGGUAGCCAAAUUGGAUUAUCUGUCCUAUCGGAAACAGUUCGACAAAAUGCUUUAAUUCGCUUCGCGUUAUGUCGAAAUUGGCUUUUGCUACAACAAAUUCUUAUCAGUACGCAAUCAUUGCCUCUGGAGAUAUUGAAAACUUUGAAAACACAAUUUAUGCCGGGCAUAAUAACAUUCCUGCACUCCUAUUACGUCAUGGUGUGGAUAGCCGAGACGCCGAUCAAUAUGUCAACGGCUACGUCUGUAGACGAUGCUAUGCAAAGAUUAAACCUUUUACAACUGACCACUGGAUCGGGUCGUAUAUAUGGCAAUGGUGGUAAACGUGACACCGCCACUUUGUUGCAGGUAUUUUUAAAUGCCAAAGGCUUGCUUACCGCUUUAGCUUUAUUUGCUGACAAUGUUAAAAUCGGAGAAGGCAUGAAUUGGCAGCAAACGUUAAUGCCUUUAUCAACGAUAGUUUCCCAAUUGACAUGGCCGGUAUCGUAUAAUUUUGAUUUUGGCGAAUGGCUAUUUGGCACUUGCCAACAUACCCUUAUUGCAGACUAUGUUCGUCUGCUUAAUAACUGGUGUGAUUGGAAUAAGAGUUCACGUCAAUUUAUGUUAGCUGUAUCGUUGCUAGAUUGCGGCGAAACGCAUAAAGCUUACGAUUUAUUCUUAAAAUCGGCAAAAGGUGUAAUCGAAGAACAAUUUUUGAUCGAUAAAAUCCUUAAAUCGACGCCAUAUGCCAAUAGUUUUGAUAAUUUUUUAGAUGAUAAAACUGAAGAGUUACAAGUAAAGCAGGCCAACCAAUGCAUGGCUCAGUAUUAUCUAAAAGUAAUACAAUUAUUUGAGCAAUAUAACGCUUUAGAUCAUGUCAUUAAUAUAGCUGAGGCGGCAAUUUGCUUAUUAGAGAAAACUGAUCCUCAAUUGCCAAUGUUUCAAUCGAUCAUAUUUAAUAAUCAUUUGCAAUUGGAACACUAUGAGGAAGCAUAUCACGCUUUAAUACAUAUUACGGAAGUAUCGAGACGUAAAGACUGUUUAAGGCAAUUGGUUAUAACGUUAUUUAAUUGCAAACGCUUAAAUUUGCUUAUGCAAUUUCCUUAUGUGAAUUUACACGAGGAAUUUGAAAAUAUUGUCGAGUCACGAGCCCGUUCCCAGCCAAUGGAACAAAAUGAAGUUUAUGAUUUCCUAUAUGCUUUUCAUGUGAACAACGAUACUAUGAGGAAAGCUUCGUUCAUUAUGUACGAGCAGGCUAUGCGUUUACAACUGGAAUGCGAUUCCAUCGAGUCAAUGCAGAAACGUUCGCACUGUCUAUUGAUGUGUUUAAAUGGCUUGCAUUUAACAGAUGAACGUUAUCGUUGGAUUGCGAAACCAGUAAUCGGCGAUGAUACAUAUGAUACAUAUCGCGUUAAUAGAGAUGAUAUUGGUGGAGAUCAAUUGGAACCGGGUCAUAAAACUCAAGUCGAGGUAUUGGAAAUUAAACAUAUUGAACGUGAAAUUUUACAUACGGAAGCUUUAAUACAAUUGGCCCGUCAACGUAAAGAUGUUCAGACCUUCCUGCACACCGGUCCAACUGAACUAACAAUGAUAUUGUGCAGUUGUGGUCUUUAUACGGCCGCACUCAAAUUUGCCAAGGGCUUCUCUAUAUCUCUAUUACCGAUUUUCGAAAGUUUAACCGGCGCAUGCGUACGCAGCAGCGAUGAAAAUUCCAAUGAUGCAUGGACAUGGUUACUGGAAAACAAUUUAGCCGAUCUAUCAUAUCGUAAUAAAGCCGCCGACAUGGCUUGGGAUUUAUUGCAAAAAUUACUGGAAGAUAAUGAAGACGAGGGCUCCUCGCAAAUAAAAAAAUGCGUAGUUAAUAAACUAUUAAGUUUACAGGCUUUCAUCCCGCAAUGGCUGUACAAUAGCUACAAGUUAAGCAAUUGUUCCGAACAAUUACGUUUAUUCGUUAAACAUAAUCGUUUACUGGAGGCGGCCGAACUUGCCCAAGAAAUGCUUUCAGCAUUUUUGGGUGCCGGCAGUGAAUAUUUCAAUUUCAAAUUUUCGCUUACCGUCACGAAUCCCGAACUAUGUUUACCUGUGAAUACUUUGGAUUUGUUGUUACAUGGCUUACGAUUGAACGACGAAGAUACUGAAUAUAAAAAAGUUCUUGUCGAAUUGGAAGAGAAGAUAAAGCUUUACAUAGAAACAGCUACACGAACGGCUCAAGAUAAAAUUGAAUUGGAUUUUCAAUUGCAAAGGGAUAGAGAGAAAGAAAACAUACUAGAGUGA
This is a messenger RNA of Glossina fuscipes, 4316 nucleotides long. RefSeq names its product nuclear pore complex protein Nup160 homolog (gene Nup160). NCBI's taxonomy places the organism in Eukaryota, Metazoa, Arthropoda, Insecta, Diptera, Glossinidae. Gene Ontology annotation, molecular function: structural constituent of nuclear pore. Gene Ontology annotation, cellular component: nuclear pore. The record is from RefSeq and is a predicted model, not a curated record. The coding region runs from base 33 to 4316 and encodes 1427 amino acids. The transcript has 2 exons.